AUGUCAGACCCCAAGCUUGCUCCCUUCAGCUUGCACACUACUACAUAUAAAUCCGUGCAAGGUGUUGAAUUUCCAACCCACAUUCUCAUUCCAAAAUCCAUCGCUGGCUCAACAACCCCGGGAAAAUAUCCGGUCCUUGUGAGAUUUCAUGGAGGAUUUUUAGUCACAGGCUCAGCACUCUUCACAGAAUGGCUUCCUAAAUGGACUGUUGAUCUCGUGGUGAAAAGUGAGGCGAUCUUUGUUAUGCCUGAUUAUCGGUUAUUGCCUGAAGCCAGUGGACAGGAGAUUUUGGAGGAUGUGAAGGAUUUUUGGACGUGGCUUGCGUCUGGCGUUAAUGGACUCUCGUCGUAUCUUUCAGGGCUGAAUAGCAAUCUUUCUGUGGAUUUUGAAAAAGUCGCGGUUUUCGGUGAAAGUGCGGGAGGGUAUCUGGCUAUCCGCAGCUCUCUUCUCCCUGAAGGUUUCUGGGGACAGACGGAGGGAUUCGAUGGUCCAAAAGCGGUGAUGGCAGCGUAUCCCAUGACGCUUUUGAGGAAGGAGUGGUACUCCGAGGCUAGCGAAACGAAAAGUCCUUUUGGAGUUCCACAGAUGGAUGCGGGGUUUUUGGAUAAUCAUAUUGCUGAUAUAGGCAAAGGGGGUGAGAAAAUAGUGAUUAGUGCGUACCCGCCUGCGAGAUUGGAAGUAGCGGUUACGAUGGUGCAGAGAGGAAGGUGGACGGAGAUUUUUAAAAGAGAUGGAGAGGAGGGACUGUGGUUGGAGGAUGUUAUUGAGAAUACGGAUGUUAAGGGGGAGGGGGAGAAGAGACCUUACUUGUUGACGUUUCAUGGGACGAAGGAUUCUGCUGUUCCGUGGGAGGAUACGAAGGAGUUGGUGGAGAUUUAUGGGAAGAAGUUUGGGGAGGAUAGAGUGAAAGGUAUUUGGAGGGAGGGGAUGGAACAUGGGUUCGAUGGGUCUAUCGAUGAGGAGAAGGAAGAAGGAAAGUGGUUAAAAGAAGAAUUGGAAGUGGUUAAGAGGGAAUGGUUGGGGAACUAG
This is a messenger RNA of Botrytis deweyae, 1029 nucleotides long. RefSeq lists its product as uncharacterized. The transcript has a single exon. NCBI's taxonomy places the organism in Eukaryota, Fungi, Ascomycota, Leotiomycetes, Helotiales, Sclerotiniaceae. The record is from RefSeq and is a predicted model, not a curated record. Bases 1 to 1029 code for a protein of 342 amino acids. Gene Ontology annotation, molecular function: hydrolase activity.